Molecule: messenger RNA, 2109 nt
Organism: Parastagonospora nodorum SN15
Lineage: Eukaryota; Fungi; Ascomycota; Dothideomycetes; Pleosporales; Phaeosphaeriaceae
Exons: 6
Coding region: 1-1596 (531 amino acids)
Biological process (GO): positive regulation of transcription from RNA polymerase II promoter by galactose; DNA-templated transcription
Cellular component (GO): nucleus
Molecular function (GO): DNA-binding transcription factor activity, RNA polymerase II-specific; RNA polymerase II cis-regulatory region sequence-specific DNA binding; zinc ion binding
Source: RefSeq, a predicted model, not a curated record
AUGGUGGGCGCCUCAUUAGCGAGGAUCCCCUUUUCAUUGCCCGCCGUUGUGACACUAGGCCUUUUCACGCAAGAAUCCUUCCAUUAUUCCCACGCCGAGGGUCGGGCAGUAUCCCCCUGCGCUACCCGCACCAUCUCCGUCGACCGAUUCAGAUUCCUUGAGGAUGUCCACUCGACGCACUGGCUCUAUCCUGUGGAGACACUGCUACGGCGAAUAGGAGACACUUAUCUUGAACCGCCACCUUCCCUUUCGAGCUCAUGGAUGUGCUCUUUAUACUGCAUCUUCGCCAUUGGCGCCGCAAACUAUACAGGCUCGAAUGGCAACCCACCUCCACUCGAUUGGCCAGCUGCAUCUGACCAAAAGACUUCUGAAGAUUAUAUGGCUCUCGCGAAGCAGUUGAUUCCCGCAGUAUACGAUGAAGCGGAUGUGGACAGCAUCCGCGCAAUGACUAUCAUGAGCAUUGCCUUGGAGAAUCUUUGUUCUAGAAUAGCCUUUUCCCUCGGUCUACAUCGCGACCAAAUACCAGAAACGGGGACUGCUAUUGAUCGCGAGCAAAAUCGACGUAUCUGGUGGACUCUCUUCAUGCUAGACCAAGAACUGGCAUCUAGAAGUGGUACCCCUCACCUUAUCGAUGAGCGCUUCACAAAGGUCACAGCACCAGCGUCUUCAGAACAGAUGCUGUACCCAGGCCUGCACACUCCACUAGGAUGGCAGGAUACCUCGGUUUCGCUGUGCCGCCUGAAACGUGAGAUUACCCAGGCAGUUUACACCGAGCGCCUCGCCAACUCAAUCUCAUUCUCCACUGUUUCGAAUUCAUUACUGCUAUUACAAAAGUGGUAUCGCCAAAUGCCAGCCCAUCUUAAAUACGACGUACCUGCACCGCCAACGCACAAGCGGGCGGUCGCUUGCCUGCAUCUACAAUACUGGAGCGCAAUGAUUCUGCUCACUCGACCUUUCAUCCUCUACCUUGUGAUCAAAAGCAAGGCUCUACCUCCGAGCAAAAAGAUAUGGUUCGAGCGCAUGGGCAAAAUUUGCAUCGAUGCUGCGCAAAAGAGCAUCGCAAUACUGCAGCAUAUGUCAGAUGACGCCACACUUUCAAGUCUGACAGCCUUCGAUAGCACCUGCAUACUACGGUUGAUAGUGAUCUUCUUACUGUCGUAUGCGCACACCAGAACACCACAGUAUAGCAAUCACAUCGUCACCUGCAUGCGACUCAUCCGAGGCAUGGAGCAGAUUGGUUUUACCAAGAUGGUAACUGAAGAAACACCAGGACGACUCGUAGAUUGUGGCGUCCCGGAAACUGUUCAAGUUGCUGUUGGGAUUCCCGCUGGGAUGCCGGCUGGGAUGCAUGCCCCGAAUGAGAUUCCGCAACCGCAGGGAGAUGUUCAUCUCGAUGACCAAAUGAUUGCUCAAUUAUGGGGCAACUAUGACUCAAACUUUAUGACGCCACUACAGUCGCAGCAGAGUCUGGAUAUCACUUUUGAUGACGCAGGAGCUUUCGACGCCAACUCGGAGAUUUUGGCAUUUACCAAUCUGGACGACUCGAUUAUCAUCGACCCUAUGCAGUAUUGGGCACAGUUUCAAAUGCAGCAAUGAGUAGAAUUUUACCUUUGGACCUUGACUAUGAGACACGCAAGACACGCGGGUCAUUAGAGGGCUGGAGGCACGCCGAUGACUUAUCAGAUGGACCAUGCUGAUAUGGCGUACCUAAUCGCACAUGGUAUGCUCGCCGAUGCUGCAAACCAUAAGAGAGAAUCUCUCAAUGGCCUCUCAAAGCGAUAGUAUCUCCGCAGCUAGAAUGCACGCACUUUCGCAUCGCCCAGCCCUCAUGACCACAGCACAAGAGUAAUCUUCUCGUAGAACAAUCAAACAGGCCAGGGAAAGGUGAACAUUAGACGAGCAGCUCCGUGCUGUUGGGGUGCGAAAGGAAACGUACCAAGAAGCUUGACCGCACGCACUCAAAGCCUAGAUGCAGAAUGGGAGCGGAAGAAAGCUUGUCCUUGUUGCGGACGAGGAAUACACGGCAGGCAAGAAUGCGAUGCAGCAGCAGCGGCCAACGUACAUUCACACCACGUAAUCUAGUAAUAAUCUUAAUGGUGUCUACCAACU